This is a messenger RNA of Aegilops tauschii subsp. strangulata, 1304 nucleotides long. RefSeq lists its product as uncharacterized. The record is from RefSeq and is a predicted model, not a curated record. NCBI's taxonomy places the organism in Eukaryota, Viridiplantae, Streptophyta, Magnoliopsida, Poales, Poaceae.
AUGUCCACCGCCACCGAAGCCGAUCGAUUCGCUGACGAGAAGGCCGCUGCUGACAAGAAGGCCGCCAAGGAGACCAUUGCCGCUGCGGCUUCUGGCAGGCCUACUGGAGGCCCCUCGUGUUCUCCCCACGCGUAUCCUCGUCUCUUUCCGCACGCCAACAUAGCCGAUCUCAGCGUCGGCAGAUCUGGUGAGCGUCGGGAGGAGAAGAACGAGCCUGCGAGGCGACGACCGUGGGGGAAUCGACCAGAUCCGCCGCGUGCCCGUCUGGAGGACGGGAACACGGUGACGGGGGCUGGUUCGACGCGCACCUCCGCCACCGAGCCUUGCAUCGCCGGCCACCAUCCCCUCCCCUCACACGCCGCCACUGUCAAGAUAUAUCGGUGCGCCCCUCCUCACCGUCAGGCCGCAGGAGACGCGUGUGAUCCUUUAGUGAAGAAACGUGCUUUGGAAUGCCAAGAUAUGGAAAUGUCUGAAGAGUCAGGUGCCACGAGUAAGUACAACGAUGAUGGCCAGAUAGAUGAUUCACUGCAAUCAAUUCAGAAAAUACGGGAUGAAAUUCUUCGCAAGGAAAGCAUACUUCAAGAACGAAGUGCUCAGUGUGAUAUGGACAUCCAGACACUCUUGAGUGAAGGAAAGAUGACACCUAAAGCUGUAUCAAUAAUAAGAAAAUACAAGGAAACUUGCUCAGAUAUGACGGAAGCUACCAAUUCAUCUUGCUCUAGAGAUGGUGGCCAAUCGAUCACUAAGAGGAAGAAAUUGAAGGAGGCACUCCUCCGACAAUGCAAGGAGCUUGAUGAGAUCUGUCGUGGGGCCCAUUGGAUACUCCCAAGAUACACAGUACUACCUUCAGUGUCAGACGGAAUGUACCAUGCCAGUGUACGUUUGAGAUGCCCUGAUUUUGAGAUGAGCCUCACUGGUGGUCUUCGUCCUACCCCACACGAGGCGAAGUGCUCGGCAGCUGCCAAUAUGAUACUGGAGCUUCACAAGAAGGCGGAAGAGCAAGAACAGUAGGGUACCUGAUGCAAAAUCACCUUGUUAAACUCCUGAAUCUGGGAAAGUGCGGGUGGCUGGAACCAGUUGCUUAGUCAUUACAACUUUAAAUAAGACUUAUUGAGAAAAUUAAUUGUGUUGCUACCUUGUUAUUAGCUAUUUUACCUUCCGGAGGUUGACUCCUUGUGUUGUUGUUGCUGUUAUUAUGGUUGUUUAUUAAGGUCGCGAUAAACCCUAGACUGUUAUUUUAAAACUCUAUGAUGCUUCAGUUGCACUGGAAAGCCCUGGUGGAAAAUGAUCUGUUCACUGUAAAA